Messenger RNA from Rhopilema esculentum, 5019 nucleotides. RefSeq names its product DBH-like monooxygenase protein 1. Gene Ontology annotation, cellular component: secretory granule membrane. The record is from RefSeq and is a predicted model, not a curated record. Gene Ontology annotation, biological process: octopamine biosynthetic process; norepinephrine biosynthetic process; dopamine catabolic process. Gene Ontology annotation, molecular function: dopamine beta-monooxygenase activity; copper ion binding. Lineage: Eukaryota; Metazoa; Cnidaria; Scyphozoa; Rhizostomeae; Rhizostomatidae.
GUAUUCAAAUUUGUUUGAAUUAUAAACACAGCCACAGAAUAGACGCACACACAAACCUACUCAAAGAGCCGAACGGAGAAUGGCGGGCAAGAUUCUUCCAGCUUUUGCAGCAGUCUUGAUUUUUGCUGCAUCGGUUCUAGCAAAUUUGAAGGAUGAGUACGAUCAUGCAGCUUUCUUGGACCCAAAGGAAAGCUACAAACUUUACUGGAGUGUAAAAGAUGCUGAUAAAUCGAUUCAUUUUGCUGCCGAAGUGAAAACGACCGGCUGGGUCGCUUUUGGGAUAUCUGCUGGACUCUCAGGGAGUAUGAAAGGCGCUGACAUUGUUGUUGGUUGGGUUGAUUCCAAAGGAAAAGGCCACUUGAAGGACUAUCAUGGACCAAGUUAUGGAAAUGGCUGGCCUAUCGAAGACAAGAAGCAAAAUUAUGAUUAUGUUGGUUCAUCUGAAACCAAUGGUGUCACUGUCUUGAAAUUCAAACGCAAGUUAGUUACUUGUGACAAAGAGGACAGAGAUAUUCCUCUUGGAACAUCCAAGGUGAUCUAUGCACAUGGGCCUACCGAUACUUUCAGCAAACAUCAAACGAACGACAGGGGAGCAAGAAGUAUAAAUUUGUUGAAUUAUGUCAAGAACGUACCACCACCCAAAACAGCGAAAUACUUUGAUGUCAUCAGCGCAAACGUGUUAGUGCCAUCCGAUAAAACAACGUAUUGGUGCUCAGCAUAUAAGUUUGCCGACUUGGUUCAACUGACAGAAAAACAACACGUUGUUGAAAUCGAACCGAUUAUUGCAUUGAAAGAUCGUGGUGUGGUGCAUCAUAUGGUGCUCUACAUUUGCAAGAACACCUUCAACGACUCCCAUUUGAAUGCUACAGGAAGCUGCUUUGAUUAUCGCAAUAUGCCGCCCUCGAUCACCGAAUGUGCUGGAAUAAGCCCGAUGUUUGCAUGGGCUGUAGGAGGAGUGAACUUCAAGUUUCCUGAUCAUGUUGGUUGGUCAAUUGGAGCGGCAGACAGUUUGCGGUACUUUGUCUUAGAGACGCACUUUGACAACCCAACUCAAAACAACAAUCUCGUUGUUACGAAUGGCCUUCGAUUAUAUUACGACAAACCUCGCAAAUACGAUGCUGCAACACUCACAGUGGGAACCUUUACUGGCAGAAAUUUGAUUAUACCGCCAAACCGUGAAAAAUGGAUGAUAACAGGAAGUUGUACAAAGACGUGUACUUCAUACCUAAAAAAUGCUAAUGCACUGAAUGGGGACGAAGUCAAAUUUUUUGCCUCCUUUCCACACGCCCAUACAAUUGGCAAAGGUAUAUGGACAAAAAUGGUUCGAAAUGGGAAAGAGGUCAUGGAAAUUAUCAGGGAUGAUAAUUACGAUUUUGAUUAUCAGCAAACUCAUCUUCUUCGGAAAGAAAUCACAUUUAAAGCGGGAGAUGAACUCAUUAACUACUGUCGAUACAACAGCAUUGGCAGAAAAAAUGCUACCUUUGGCGGCGAGUCAACCGUAGAUGAAAUGUGUCUGAAUUUUAUAAUGUAUUAUCCAAAUGUGGAUUUGGCAAGUUGUUCGUCAGGAUAUUACGGUGGAAUGGACAGUUUCAAGAAAAAAUAUGGAAAACAGGGUAAAUGGGGGAACUACACUUACUACCACUUGCAUGGGGUUACAUGGAGUGAACCGAUGAUUGAUGAGCUCGAAAACAUUUACAACAGAAAAGUGAAUAGUACGAUCAGAGUUCUUUGCUCAGGGACAAAUGGGACAAUUAAGAAAGUUGUUGUGGUGAAUCGACCAGUCAUCACUCAGGCCUUGCCCCCGCCUAAAGAUGUUUGCACGGAUUCAGUUGGAGGGGCAGUGUCCUUCCAAUCGACUGGGGUUUUCGCUCUUUUGAUAAGUUGCGUCAUCGCAUCAAUGCUGUUAGUUACAAUCGCACAGUGAUCCAAGAGAUAUACCCUAGCUGACUGCUGUCUAUUUUAGACGUGCUGAGACUCCUGGUUUGCUGGACGACUGCUUUUCCUAACUGUUUUACUUUUUGGAUGUAUUUGUACACACCUGCUACCUGUAAAUUUAGUACCUUCAAGAUAUCGACCUUACUGGAUGAUUUGUAAACUUAAGUGAUAUAAUUAAAUUUUGGGUUUUUUUUGUUCUUGAAAUAUCCAGAUUUCAUUGACUAUUAAAGACAAUCGGAAAUCCAUCAAUCAAAAGAUUUUUCCGUAUAUCCUUUUUUUAAUCAUUGAUACCCUUAAUUUCAUCUGUUUUCGUAGCUGAAAAUUUUCCAUAGUUCGGAUCAAGCCUGAACAUUUAAUUUAUCAAUAUUAUCAAUCAAUAUAUAAAAUAUCUUACAUAUAAGAAUGUUGUUUCAUUUGUAUAUUCAUAGCUUGUAAAUUUAUUUCAAAAUGUGAUUUAUUUGGAGCACAAAAAUUGUCCGUUUAGGCCAUUAAGGCUCAAUCUUUACUCUCUCUGCUAGCAGACCCUUUUCAUUUUAUGGUUUAUCCUUGUUCUAGAAUUUGAGAAAAGAAAUAAAGCGAAAAUGAUAAACAUCCCGUGGUAUAGAUCUUACCCAACACUACGGGUGAAAAUGUCAAGAUAAUAUAUUAUAGAAAGUUAAAGUCCUUCGAAAUAUCUUACAAAAGAAACAACACAAAAGGCAUUGCUUUUUGCUAUGACAAUGCUUUUCAGACCAUAGUUGAACAUUUUUUUCACAAUAACAGCUCGGUUAUUACAUCGUACACCCUUGUAAGCAGUAAAGGACCUCCAGAGACCAUAGAAAAAAUAAUUUUCUAACUCGGGAAUGAAAUACCAUGCAAAAUGAAAGGCAAAAGUCAGAGGGGUACCUUCCCACAUCAUUAAGAGCGAGUAGGAACGUUGGUUCAUUGGCGCAAGUCGCUUAACCUGCCACAAAUAACUAAUAGGAAGGGGUUACUAAGAAAAGUUACACAACAACCCCCGAAUUCGAUUGAUAAUGGGGAGGAAAUGGACAAGAAAAGUCACUUUUCCCACCAAAGAAUCAAAAGUCCCUCUUCUCUCCCCUUUUUCGACGCCAGCCAUCCAGUGGGACACGUAAUGCCAAGAAAAGAUUAAGACAAUAAACGACUCACUAGCAAUUGAGCAUAUUCUCGAGUACGAUGCAAACCACGUUUUAUUCUGUCGCUUAAAAGAGUGAGAUUUUGGUUUAAAACUAUCUACCUGAGAGAGUCCACUUUUUUGUUGUUAACCCUUUACCUAAGAGGGGCCACGCCACCUUUACACAUUUUAAUCUCUACUCGAUAGGGGCCAGCUUUUUUAAUACGGUACCUUUGAGAAACCCCCUUUUCCAACCAUCGGCCUGAGAGAGGUCAGGUCACAUAUAAACACAGACGUGACAAUCGUAUCCACCAUAAAAUGCAAAAUGAAAAGUAUAAAAUGCAAAACGGAUUGUCAGUUGUCAAGUUUGAUUUUAUCAAUUGACAUAAUCUUUACUAAAAUAGUCCUAUCCUACUAAGCAACAUUAUUGUUUCAAGGGUGCAUUUGAUUGAGAGGGAUCUUUAGAGGUUGGGGGUGGUUAAAAUACCGUGAUUCCGCAAGAAUAUUUUGAUACUACUGUGGUAGAAUCUUAAAUAUAUAGCAGUUUGAACAAAAUUAAUUUCAGUUAAGUAUCGAAUAAUGUCUGGGAUUUUCAUUACCUGAAUACCUCCCAAUUCAAAGAGAGAUUAACGACAAAGGAAAGGGCAAAUACUGCAAUACUGUCAACCCCAAAAACCAUUGAGAAGCAACCUGCAAUGCUAUACUAUGGCUAUACUAUGGCAAUGCCAAAGAAAAGGUGCAACUAAGCCCCAACUCUUGAACAAAAUCAUAGAUGCUUAACAGAGUUGAUCAUGAUAAACAGAACAGACAAAUAAUAAAUUUCAUACUGACAUGUCAGCACCAAAAACAGAAAGGCUCAAACUUGCAAGGACCAUGAGUUUUAAAAGCCCAUGCCAAAUACAAACUUUGUAAGCAUCACUGAACGAAUUGAUUCUCCGCGCAUCGUUCUCUAAUCUAUGGAAAUCUCGGGCUUUCUAUCUGCAUAUUGCAAAAAUGAUUCUAAUUCAGAGCGAUGAAAUUUUUAGCUGUGUCAUGAAUUCUUCAAAUAUCGUGAAGAAAUAGACAAUUUCCUACGAUUCCUUUUUUUUUGAAAAACAUUUGUAGUUUUUUUUUCUUGUAGAAAAUGACUUGUAGAAAAUCCAUUAGUGAUCAGAUUUUUUCAAAAUUGUGCACAUAAUUUUGCAUGUUUCUUCAUAUUCAUAAUUCAACACAUUUUAUAAAACUGAUAUCGACAAUUCUGCAUAUUUCAGAAAAAAGUACACCUAAAUAAUGGCACACCCCUGUACCUCAAAACCUUUUAAGAUACCCCCCCCCCUAGUUUUACUCAAAUAUAAUUGCAAAGUGCAUGAUUUUUCCAUAAUAUGAACAUUUUCUUAUAAUAAAAUUUGCAUGAAGACUACAGAGCUGCCCUAGAUCUAAACCGCUCGUUUUCAGUAAUUGAUAAGGCGACUAAUAUCUUAUUAGUCAGUUUUCGCAUUUUACAAACAACUGCAUCAAAACUUGUACUUGCAAAAUUUUACAUUCUCGGACGAUGUGUAAAUUUUAAUAAAUUAUAAUAAGCCGCGUCCUACGAGGCAUAGUUCAGAAGAUUUGGCCUCAACUGAAAAAUUAGCUAAAAUUUGGCCUAAAUGAAAAAUUUUUCAUCCCCAAUUUGUAUCACAACAAGUUGUUAGAGAUACAUUAAAAUGCUCUUUGCUGUUAUUAGUCACUGUUGCCCCGGGCGCACUUGUAACGAAAUUGAAGCCUUGACACCCGUAUACGAAUAUUUAGGCACUUUUCGGUUGCUAGUGCAUCCGGGCCCUGUAUAAAUUUGCGUACAUUUUGUAGGGUCUAAAUUUAGGCCAUUAAAUUCACUUAUGUUCAUUUUCUUCCCUUGCAUUAUUUGUUUACAACCAUUCAUUGCUUGUUUUCUACAAGCUUACGUAAUUCUAUAUACCUUAUACUCUAUGCUAAUUACAUCUUGAAUCUCA